Messenger RNA from Aspergillus nidulans FGSC A4, 717 nucleotides. RefSeq lists its product as uncharacterized. NCBI's taxonomy places the organism in Eukaryota, Fungi, Ascomycota, Eurotiomycetes, Eurotiales, Aspergillaceae. The transcript has 2 exons. Bases 1 to 717 code for a protein of 238 amino acids. The record is from RefSeq and is a predicted model, not a curated record.
AUGCCCGUAUCUGAGUUCAGGCUCCGCGAGACCUGGCGCGGAAGCUCUGCUGGGCGUGAAAUCCCCAAGUUCGUGAUCGACGGGGGCCGUGGAGGACGAUUCGAUGCUACCCUAGCAGAACAAUACGCUUUCAGAUGCAGCACGCUAAGCAAAACAGCCUCCCUACGUAAAGAAGGACCCCGACUCCUUGCGCAAUUCAAAGCCACUCGGAGCGUGCCGGAGGGCGAGCGCGUGCGGUAUAACAAGUUCCUCGUUACGACGCUGCGGACGGUUGAAGGGUUCAUUGAACGUUCAGGUCGCCGGAUUGUUGCUGACUCGGAAGAACGAAAUGAGGUGUUCAGUCGGUACGCGGCGUUUCUGAACUUCAUUGAGGUGCAGGGUAAUAGAAGGUUUAGCCUGGUAGGUCUUAGCCCAAAUAUGAGCUCUGUUCCGUUUUCUCCUCCUUUCGUCUCUCUUUCUGCUCGGAGCCAGGAGGAAAAGGUCAAGCGACGUCGCUGUUCUGUAGCUGGGUCGAUAUCUGGUUUAACUCCGGAUAGACACGCUCUCUAUCAGGCCAAGUACCAGCAGUACCGCGAUGAAUUUGGUCUCGACGAUUGUGGAUCUGAAACUGAGCCUGAGCAAGGAUUUAUUGAAGCCGAAAUUGAUCGAUUUCUAAAAGAACUCGGCCAGAAUGUGGAUAUACAGGAUCUGGAGCAGUCUUCAAGGCGGUUCGCAUAG